Molecule: messenger RNA, 651 nt
Organism: Didymella exigua CBS 183.55
Lineage: Eukaryota; Fungi; Ascomycota; Dothideomycetes; Pleosporales; Didymellaceae
Product: glycosyltransferase family 1 protein
Exons: 2
Coding region: 1-591 (196 amino acids)
Biological process (GO): dolichol-linked oligosaccharide biosynthetic process
Cellular component (GO): UDP-N-acetylglucosamine transferase complex; extrinsic component of endoplasmic reticulum membrane
Molecular function (GO): hexosyltransferase activity
Source: RefSeq, a predicted model, not a curated record
AUGGCGACAGCGUGGAAGUGGGCGCCAGAUUCCAAGUUGUGCUUCGUCACAACCGGCGCAACCGCACCCUUCACAGCCUUGAUCGAAUCCGUCUUGACUCCUUCAUCCCUGGAUGCACUGGUCGAGACUGGUUUCACUCAUCUUCUCGUUCAGUAUGGAUCAGCCAAAGACGUUUACACAAGCGCCUCCAGCACCGCCCGAGCUCGCAUGCAAGACAAGAUGAUCAUUGAUGGCAUCGACUUCAAUCCAGAUGGCCUGCAAGCACAGCUCAAACUGGUGCAGCAAUCCAAGGGCCUCGUCAUAUCGCAUGCCGGAUCCGGGUCGAUCCUGGAGGCUCUGCGCUACCAAGUUGCGCUCAUUGUCGUGCCCAACACCAGUCUUUUGGACAAUCACCAGGAAGAGCUCGCUGAUGCUAUGGAGCGCUCCGGCUACUUGCUGAAAGGGCACGUCGAACGCCUUGUUCCCAGCAUUCAAAAGUCUGAGGAGUUUCGCACCAAGAUGUCGCAGUUUCCUCCCCCCACCAGUGGAAAGCAUCGAGAGACAAAGAGCUUCGCUGCUAUUAUGGACGAAACUGUCGGCUUCAUGGAUUGAGGCGUCAUUUCCGAUUCCUGGUCCCUGCGACUCAACACCCUGCCACUCUCAUCCUUUGUA